This is a messenger RNA of Paramecium octaurelia, 1323 nucleotides long. The record is from the annotation of a GenBank genome assembly. NCBI's taxonomy places the organism in Eukaryota, Ciliophora, Oligohymenophorea, Peniculida, Parameciidae.
AUGAAAUUAACAUUGAUUAUAGUCUGGUUUGUGGUUGCAUCAUUUGCACAGAAUCUCUAUUUUGUGAGUGAUCCUGAAGCAUUGUGUUUGGAUGGUUCGCUAGGAGUACUACGAUUCAAUAUUUAAGUCUUAUUAUUUUGCUGAAGGGUACGGAUCAGGAUCAGACAAUUACAUAUUUCAUUUUAGUGGAGGAGCGUAUGACUCUGUAUAUAUCAAAUUAGUUGGAUUCAAGGAUUGAACGAAUAGUAGUUGUUGAACUCAGCCUAUAAAAGGUAUGAUCUAUAUAGAUUAUGAUCUGAGACAUAAUUGGGAAGUUCAAAAUACAAUGACCCAAAAACCACUUAUGAUGGGUUCUUCUCGAGAUCACAAUCUUCCAACCCAGAUUUCUACAAUUGGAACAUCAUCAACAUCAAUUACUGUGAUGGCACAGGUAAAUGUUUGAGAACUAAGUGUUAGGACAUUAAGGAUAUAGGAAGGAUGCUGCAGUUUACAAUGGCAAGAAAUUGUAUUUCAGAGGAGAGAGAAUUGUGAAAUCAAUUAUUAAUGAAUUCUAUGAAAGAUUGAGUAGAGGUGCCACAGUCAUUGUCUCAGGGUGUUCAGCAGGAGGAUUGGCAGCAUAUUAUUGGGUAGACUACUUUAGAGGUGUGUUGCCUUUGAAUGUGUAAGUAUUGGGAGUUCCUGAUUCUGGAAUCUUUAUUGAUAUGAAAUCUAUUGAUGGAUCUGAAUUGCCCAAAUUGUCAUUGAUUGAAAUGCAGAAAUUAGUUAACCAAGAAGCUAGCAAUCCAAAUACUGAAUGUGUUUAGAGUAAUCCAAAUGAACUUUGGAGAUGUUUCUAUGCUCAAUAUUUACUCAGGUAUGAUCAUUGUCAAUUCAAAUUUCAAGAUAUGUAAAUGUGCCCAUUUUCAUUGUCAAUUCUUUAUAUGAUUCUGCCAGUAUCCAAGACCUUUUACAAAUAUCCUGUGUAACUAGGAAUUCUUUGUCAGGUUGUUCUUAGAAAGAAAGAAAAUAUAUUGAAGAAUUGCAUACUAGCAUUCAGACUGUAGUUUCAGGAAGGAAAUCGAUCUUCAGAGAUUCAGGUUCUUUUGCACCAGCUUGUGUAGAACAUUGGUAUAUUAUUAGAAUUUAUAUUAGCUUCUUAUAAACUACGUAUUAUCAAUCAAGUUCAUGGUAAGUCCCAGGAAAAUCUGGAUUUACCAUCCAAAAAAGUUUGAGAUAGUGGUUAGUACAAUUCAAUGUGGGAAAUUUAGAUAAUCAUAUAGAUUCAGUAGAUUGGCCUAGCAAUUAAGCUUGUUCGAAUGCCUGAUUAAGAAAUUAUUUAUAUUU